Molecule: messenger RNA, 2477 nt
Organism: Musa acuminata AAA Group (dessert banana)
Lineage: Eukaryota; Viridiplantae; Streptophyta; Magnoliopsida; Zingiberales; Musaceae
Product: squamosa promoter-binding-like protein 3
Exons: 8
Coding region: 1580-2245 (221 amino acids)
Cellular component (GO): nucleus
Molecular function (GO): DNA binding
Source: RefSeq, a predicted model, not a curated record
UCUUUGAUCUCUCCACAUAUCGUCUCUCUCUCUCUCUCUUUUUGAUCUCGCCGCUCACUGAGGAAGCGGAAGAAGCGGGGGGGUGCCGCACUCCACGCUGCUUCGGCCGCCGCUCCUCUGCACGACUCCAAUCGAUCGUAGGAAUCGCCGUGGAGAAGGCGGAGGAGAGAUCUGGAGCGGCAGACGGCCGCACGUGAUCGCUCCCUGGUUUGUUUGUAAAGAUGUACCAGUGCUGCAACUGAUGGAGAAGUUGAAAGGCCCUGUGUGAAAGGAAAUAGCAGCGGCAUCUUCUCAAGUUCGACGCCUUCCACCCUCGACCAUCCAAGAUAAGAAGUCUUCUUUGAUAGAAAAAGGAACAUGACAACUCUUGAGAGAAGUACUGGAGCACGGGGGAUUAAGUUGAUCAGAGAGCUUAAUCUUAGUUAGUGAUGACAAUAGGGCAAGUUAGUGUUGGUUGCCUUUUGGGGAGCAUUAGAGUAUCUGUGUCAAUUUCCUCAUCAGCCACAUGGUGUUACCGACUUUGAUCAGAUCCACGGCAAAAUAAACCAAUACAUUGGGGAAAUUGUGAUGUGUUGUCAUUCUUGUUUCAGCUGUAAGAAAAGAAAGCGAAAGGAAUGUCCAGAUGCUUCUGAGUCAUCAUGUCGGCAAAGGGAAUUUGCGAGCAUUGGGAUUCAGUAUCUUAUGAGAUAAACAAGUGUAGGUAUUACUUCUUGCCAUUAAUGCGUAUGGAGAUCAACCACAUCCUGGCAUAACUUCUAGAGAAUAAUUAUUUCAAUCUAUUGCAAGUGCUUCUUUGAUGGACUGGAUUCCAAAAACUCCUUUCCAGUGGGAUUGGGAAACUCUGGAGUUAUUCAGUGGAAAAGAAAGUGAAUUAUCUAAACCUGCACAAGUACCUGACUCUAAGAUUGGAGGUAGUGCACGUAUUUGCGAUGGAUCUGUAUGUUCAUCUAGUGGUGGUGCCUCCUCGGUUCUAGAAUUGGACAAUCGUUCAUCCAAGAGCUCCAUCUCAGCAUCCAUUGAUUCCUUGUCCGAGACAGGAAAGAGAAAGUCACAGUUCAACUUUGAUUCAACUGAACGAGCCCCAUAUAAUCUGAACAAGAAUAUCUUUGCAAGGGUUGAGGGAUCUGGAACAUCACCUGCAUCAGUGACUGCAGGCUACUCUAGGGAACCACUCACUGGUUUGAAGCUUGGGCGGACUUCUUUUGAAGAUGGUGGUGCAGGAAAUAACAUUGAGAACUUGUCUUCCUCAGCUUCUAUAACCUUGUCCAUUGCGUUAGUCAAGAAAUCUAAGGUGUCUCAGCAGACCUUUCAAAAUUUUUAUUGCCAGGUUGAAGGGUGUAACAUUGACCUUACAACAGCUAAAGAUUAUCACCGAAAACAUAGAGUCUGUGUAAACCACUCAAAGUCUCCCAAGGUGAUCGUAGCUGGUCAGGAGCGCCGUUUUUGUCAACAGUGCAGCAGGGAACAUCCUUAGAUGGUACUUACAAGGUUUCAUGGUUUGUCUGAGUUUGAUCAGAACAAGUGAAGUUGCCGCAGGCGUUUAUCUGAUCAUAAUGUACGUCGCAGAAAGCCACAACCAAUGACUAUCUCUUUUAGUUCUCCGAGGAUCUCUUCAUCAGAUCAUGAUGAUGGACAUCAAAUGAACCUUGUUUUUGGUCGAGCUCCUCCGAGUAAUGUGCCAGCAACUGUAAGUUCCCCAUGGGAUGACUUAGGCAGCUUCAAGCUUAUUCAACCUAAAGAAUCUUGGACAAAGUCCAAUAAAGCAGGAGGCAGUAAUGGGCUGCUGCAAUUUUCUAGCACCAGUCAAACACAUGAUAUCACCCCUUUUCAUCAUGACUUGGAUCCACUCUUGCCAUUAAAGGGCAUCGCCACUGAAGUCCUUAAUCAUAGUAGCACUUCGAAGCACUUGAAAGAUCUGGAAGCAUCUGUAUUUGCUUCUAACUUGGAUGGACCACCGGAUCUUCUCAGUGCUCUCUCUCUUCUGUCAACCAAUUCCUGGAAUCCAGUUAACCCUGGAACAAGUUCUACCAAGUAUGUCAAUACAAAGAAUGCAUUUACUACUCAUCCUGAAGUAAAUAUGAUCGAUGCAACAACAGGAUUGUUGCAAGAUGAGCAACCAUUAGCACAACCAUUGACAACGACACAACCAUUCCAUCUGCAAAACAACAAUGGUCAGUUCCAGGAAUUCCAGCGGCUCAAGGCUCCUUUCCGAGCCUCUUCCUUCGACUCAACUCGGAGACACUGAUAUCUCUGAUGGGAUGGUCGCUACACUGAGUUUAAAUCGAACUUUAGUCGGAUACCUCAGUCAUUUGUGUUAAGAAUGUCUUUUUUUUCAAUCAGUGGCUAAAGGUUUGGUAUGUUAGGUGAUACUCUUGCUGGUCAAAUGGGUCUACACUGUCCUUGUGGCUUUCUGUGCUGUCCACUGUUGUAGCAUCCAUCAACUGGUGAAUAAUUCAAGUACAGGGCUUCUUCCUCUC